Molecule: messenger RNA, 736 nt
Organism: Danio rerio (zebrafish)
Lineage: Eukaryota; Metazoa; Chordata; Actinopteri; Cypriniformes; Danionidae
Product: zgc:195245
Source: RefSeq, marked predicted
CGACACCGGGCGCACAAUGCUGGACCUGAGCACAACGAAGAAACAAUCAUCUGUGUGCAUUGAGCGACCUGGAUUCAGACAUCACAAAAAGGAGAGUUAUGUGUGUCAUUCACCGCUGUCCCAGCACAGCUCAGACAGUGGAGAUGAGUGUAUUCAGUUCCGGAAACUGAAUGGCUCACCUGGUGACUGUCCCAGUCGCCAAAGUCUGCACAAGGAGCUUCUGCUCACUCAUAAGAGAGGCCUAUUGUUGGAGGAGAAACCAGAAUUGCAGCGUGUGUUACAGCAGAGGAGACUUGACCUGCACAGAGAGCAGGAACUUGCCCUCCAACCUCCUUCAGACCUAGAACAGGAGCUUCGCAAGAGACAGCAGAAAAUGCAGGAGGUACUGACUGUUCCCAAUCCACUGUGUUCCUCAAAUGAAGUGGAGAUCAAGAGUUGGCCAGAUGUCUGGUGAUACAGUUUAAUUUAUGAGAUGGAGGAACAGAGGCGUCUUGAGGAUGAGAAAAAUGUCCCAGAAUUUGUACGAGUGAAAGAGAAUCUGCGCCGCAUACAGUUGGCCGAAAGCAACUGAUGGAUCUGUGGAGAGAAAAAAAAAUGCCUUGGAAUUUUUAUGUAUGUUUUCAUAUUAAAAUAAUAGGAUGUUUUGAUUGUUGGGAAGUGUCAAAUGGCUGUGUUUAGUAAUGAGGCACUGUAUUUAUUGUUACAAUAAAAUACUGUAUAUUUGAGUCAAAUUAAA